Messenger RNA from Bipolaris sorokiniana ND90Pr, 429 nucleotides. RefSeq lists its product as uncharacterized. The record is from RefSeq and is a predicted model, not a curated record. Lineage: Eukaryota; Fungi; Ascomycota; Dothideomycetes; Pleosporales; Pleosporaceae. The transcript has 2 exons. Bases 1 to 429 code for a protein of 142 amino acids.
AUGCGUUUCUCAACUCCUGUCAUUGUUGCCUCUUUGGCCGCCUCUGCUGUUGCUGCACCCACAAGCCCAGCUCCACGAUCUAUGCUUGAGAAGAGACUCAACUAUUGCGGAGCUACGACCUUUAUCAACAACAGUUCUGGUGGUUCUCCUUGGAUUGCCGACUGUCAAACGCUUUUUGAUAGGAUUGCUGGCGAUGGUUCUUGGUUUGUGGAACCCCAGCAGAAACGAAUUGCAAGCUGGGGAACUUGCGAAUUCGGCGCUAGGACUGUGAACAACGUCAUCACAACCAUCGGAAAUGAGGAUGUUAGAGAUCUUACCCGCGAUGCUAUUGCAAGGUUCGCAUGGCAAGGAAGGGUCGGAGCCAGUGGAAUAGUGGAUUGUGGCCCCCAACAGAAUGUGAAAGUUUGGUGGGGCGUUUACCAUACUUAA